AUGUCUUUAUCCACGCCAGAAGAGGUGGUGGACUCUCACCAUUCCAAACCAAUUGUUCUCAAGCAAGUGGAUAUAGUCGGGGGUGACGAGUUCUCUUCAACGUUCUUCACAAACGCGUUGUAUCCUCUGUUGUUUUCCAAAGACAUAACCUUGGGUCAAUUGGUUAAUUCCAGCAAUCAAUCUUACAAUAACCUUUUGUACAGCAAUGCCUUCAAGAAGGUGAAGUUUCAGUUCGAAGAAAGCGCGGGUUCUUCCACUCCUCAAAACACCACGAUUGAGCCUCCUAUAGAAAUUAUUGCCAAACUGCUUCUUGAGCCAUACAAGUUACAAUCCUUCUCGCUGGCCUCAGUUCACACAGAAGCAGGACAUGCUUUCAAAUUGGGAUACCGCAACUUGAAUGCUUUCGGCAAUGCUGAAUCCUUCAAAAUAAGCUCGCUCAUCGAUCUCAAGUUCGGCAACCCAUACGCAAAGACCAUUGAGCUGCAAUAUAUGGCCCCUAUAGUCAGCCAAUCGCUGAAACUGUUCUUCGAGAGUGUGAUUUCCGAUUCGAGCGCCAGUUGGGCCUCCCACAAACAAUCCACUGCUAAUGGUGUGGUUGGGCUCACCAAGACACUCUCGUUCGACCUGUUUAGUUCCAAGUUCACGUCCUACUUCACCACGGGUGUCUCUAUGGUAAAACGCUCUGUGUUGGACAUAAAUGAUUCUGCAAGUGAUACUGUUAAGACUGACGCUGGUGAUUCUUUCAAGGAGAGCUUUAUUUUCUCUGGAGCGGUGGACUCUAGGACCUACCUGCCUAGCUCGUUUGGAGGCUUGGCAAUGAACGGAUUACUCUUGCAAGUGGACAAUGAGAUAUCCGGACUCUCUUCUCCGCAAAGUGAGAAAUAUCUCAAAUCCGUCUUGAACCUGCAACUCUUGAAGUCUUUCAGGAACUUUUUCACUUUGGAUCUGUCUUCUUCGUUCGGUGCAGUGAGUAACCUCACCACCGGGAUCACCGGCGUCCCUCACUUCCAUGACAAGUUUUUCCUGGGUGCGCAUUCCCUCAAAGGGUUUGCUGCUAACUCAGUCGGUCUAAGAGAUGGUCAGGACUUCGUUGGUGGAAACAUUUUCUACAGAUUGUCGGCUUCCCUCUUCACCAGAUUCUUCUUUGCUCCAGCUGACUCUCCAUUGAGAUUUUACCUGUCCGUCAACUCUGGUGAUGUCUACAACAAUUUCAAGGAUAUUUCAUACCAGGAUCUGGCCUUCAUCAAGGGCUCGGCAAUAUCGUCCUCUGUUGGUGCGGUCUACAGAGUUGGUGAUGAUGCUGCUUUUGACCUGCACUAUAACUUGCCAGUAAGCUCUAGACCUAAAGAUGUUGCCAAACCUGGUUUGGAGUUCAGUCUGGCGAUCAAUGGCACAUUUUAA
This is a messenger RNA of Kuraishia capsulata CBS 1993, 1401 nucleotides long. RefSeq lists its product as uncharacterized. The coding region runs from base 1 to 1401 and encodes 466 amino acids. Gene Ontology annotation, cellular component: outer membrane. NCBI's taxonomy places the organism in Eukaryota, Fungi, Ascomycota, Pichiomycetes, Pichiales, Pichiaceae. The transcript has 2 exons. The record is from RefSeq and is a predicted model, not a curated record.